Messenger RNA from Leishmania mexicana MHOM/GT/2001/U1103, 729 nucleotides. RefSeq lists its product as hypothetical. Lineage: Eukaryota; Euglenozoa; Kinetoplastea; Trypanosomatida; Trypanosomatidae. Gene Ontology annotation, molecular function: sugar transmembrane transporter activity. The transcript has a single exon. Gene Ontology annotation, biological process: carbohydrate transport. Bases 1 to 729 code for a protein of 242 amino acids. Gene Ontology annotation, cellular component: membrane. The record is from RefSeq and is a predicted model, not a curated record.
AUGACCGCCUUCACCAUCGUCUACAACCUCUUGACCUACACGGCAGGUGGGUUCUCCGUGAUCAUGAACGCGUCGCCUGUGAUCACGAUUCGUCGGCUGGAGCAAUCGGGCACCGUGGGGGCCUCCACUGUCACUUUCUACGGCGCACAGAUGUACAACGCCGUUACGUGGACCUCGUACGGUAUCUUCUCCGUCUCUUACCCGUUGCUUAUCGCGAACAUCCUCGGCAACGCCGUCUCGACGUACUGUAGCCUCGUAUUCCUCACAGUGGCGCGGCGAGAGGAGAAGUCGGGGUGCACGCUGCAGUCCACAACCUACUCCAAAAGUGUCCUGACGUACGCCUUCUUUUUCGUGCUCAGCGCGGCGCACCUGCUGCUGAGCAUCGUCCUCACCAUGUCUGGGCGGCCGGAGACGGCAAAGACGAUUACGGGCUACGAGGGCAGCGUGGCGUGCAUCGUGAUGCUGAGCGCCCCCCUUCUGGCGUUCAAGCACAUCGUCGCCACGAAGAACGCCGAGGUGCUCGCUCCGGUCAUGGUCGGCUGUGCCUUUUUCAACACGCUCUUCUGGCUCGUCGCGGGCCUCAUGACGCACGACAUGUUCAUUGCCUUCCCCAACUUCCUGUGCUUCCUUGCGUGUUGCGCGCAGGUGGUGCUCUUGGUGAUGUACGGGAGGAGGCCGGCGGCGCCGACGGAAAUUAAUGAGGCCAUUGCGCCCACCCCGUUUGGCUAG